AUGCCUGUCCCUUUCGAAGCCCUGAUUCCCUAUGGAAUCAUCCUAGCCAUGUUCGGUGUCACCGGCGCCGGCCUGAACAAGAUCAAGCACAUGCAAAACGGAGGCAAGCGACAGCGACGAUCCAUUGAUCAGUGGGACAGACAAAUGAUGGACCGCGACCGAAGGAUCACAGGUUUCCUAAGAGGACAGUCGGACAACCCGAUAGCGCCGAUUGGCUUCGAGUUGAAUAACCCAUGGAGGGUCGAAAAGCGCAUGUCGUAG
Truncatella angustata is the source of this 261-nucleotide messenger RNA. RefSeq lists its product as uncharacterized. The coding region runs from base 1 to 261 and encodes 86 amino acids. NCBI's taxonomy places the organism in Eukaryota, Fungi, Ascomycota, Sordariomycetes, Amphisphaeriales, Sporocadaceae. The record is from RefSeq and is a predicted model, not a curated record. The transcript has 4 exons.